Molecule: messenger RNA, 6242 nt
Organism: Numida meleagris (helmeted guineafowl)
Lineage: Eukaryota; Metazoa; Chordata; Aves; Galliformes; Numididae
Gene: PRSS35
Product: protease, serine 35
Exons: 2
Coding region: 602-1843 (413 amino acids)
Biological process (GO): proteolysis
Molecular function (GO): serine-type endopeptidase activity
Source: RefSeq, a predicted model, not a curated record
CCGGAGCAGCGCGACGCGCAGGUGGCCUCGGGCCCGCUGUGAAGUGAGGGGCGGAGGGGUCCGUGCCUCGGGCUUGUACAGGGUUUUGCAUAACCCUGCCGCCCUGCUGCGUUUCUUUUUGAUGGGACCAAAAAGUGACGAGGAUCUCUGAUCCCCUUUUUAAGCACAGACGGCUCCGCGGACAGCGGAGAGGGGUACGUUCCUUGCUUUGCGCUUUCGGGGUUUUGUCUCCGCGCAGCUCCGGAGCUUCUCUGUGUUUCAAAACAAGCUCUCCUUGAGUUCUGAUUCACCCCCGCAGUGUUUGUGCUACCAUUCCUGCUCUCCUUUUGGAACUGACACUAAUUCUAUCCAGAUUCGUCACUGCUGGAAACAGAUUUAUCUUGGAAUCGCGGAAUGCUGUGCCAAGUAUUUAGCUUGCGGACCGGGAGAGAGGGAGCUCCUUCGGGUAGGGCACAUAAAGUGGAGCGCCCCGUGGUCACGCCCGAAAGCAGGGCAGAGGAUGGCCGAAGGGCUUUAGGGAGCGAGAGCCUUCCUCCCACUCCUCCAGGGAAGCUCCUCACUUCUGCGCGGUUACUGCAGCGGAACGAAAAAGAUAGACAAAAUGGAGCACAUGUUAAUGCUGUUCAUAUUUUUCAUGCCUGCAUUGUGUCUUGCUAAUGGAACAGGAACUGAACAAGAUUUUACCUGGCAUUUAAAGAAGGUUCCCCAGAUUGUGACCGAAAGAACUUUCUCCCUUGACAGCCCUAAAUUUGAAGCAAAACCCAACUUAGAGCUGAACAGCGUAUGUGGAAUUGAAUGUCAAAGGAAAUUGCCAGUGCCCAGCUUGUCUGACUUGAAGGACCUCUUGUCCUAUGAGACUAUCUUUGAAAAUGGCACACGGACCCUGACUGAAGUGAACGUCCUUGGACUGAUGCUUGAUCCAGCUGGAAACACGACGACACAUAAGUCUUUGAGAAAGAAGAGGCAGAUAUACGGAACAGACAGUAGGUUCAGCAUCUAUGACAAGCGGUUUAUGACCAACUUCCCGUUCAACACAGCUGUGAAGAUCUCCACUGGCUGCAGCGGCAUUCUCAUUUCCCCCAAGCACGUGCUCACCGCUGCCCACUGUCUGCACGAUGGCAAGGACUAUGUUAAGGGCAGUAAAAGGCUGAGGGUGGGUCUGAUGAGGACGAAGUCCAGAGGGGAUGGCAGGAAACGCAAAGGUGCUAAAAGAAGUAGGAGAGAAGCCCCUGAGGCCCAAGAGGAUCCUGAAGUUGCCACAGGACUAAGGAGACGGUCCAAAGGUGGUGGGAGAAAGCAGAGGAGAUCUGGGAGGAAGCAGGGGAGCUCAGAUGGCAUGCCCUCCUUCCAGUGGACCAGAGUGAAGAGUACCCACAUCCCAAAAGGCUGGUUUAAGGGUGUCUCAGGAGAUAUUGCCCUAGAUUAUGAUUAUGCUGUUCUCGAGCUCAAGCGUCCCCACAAAAGGAAAUACAUGGAGCUGGGAAUCAGCCCGACCAUCAAAAUGAUGCCUGGCAGUAUGAUCCACUUCUCAGGCUUUGACAAUGACCGAUCCGGGCAGCUGGUCUACAGAUUUUGUAGCAUUUCUGAUGAGUCCAAUGAUCUCUUUUAUCAGUACUGUGAUGCUGAGCCUGGCUCCACUGGGUCUGGUGUCUAUCUUCGUCUGAAGGAGCCGAACAAGAGGAAGUGGAAACGCAAGAUCAUUGCUGUAUUUUCGGGCCACCAGUGGGUGGAUGUCAACGGGGAACAGCAGGAUUACAAUGUAGCGGUAAGAAUUACUCCUCUCAAAUACGCCCAGAUUUGCUUCUGGAUACAUGGGAAUGAUGAGAAUUGCGCACAAGGCUGAACAGAGCAGACAUUAACUUGCCGAGCACCCAUAAUACCAUAGAGUGAAAAUCUGCUGCCAGUGGCUACCGAAAGAACAUCAUUCCACAUCAGGAUGCCUUCGAACUCAAAGUUCACAAGUAAUGUUACGGUGACUUGAGUGAUUCCGAAUGGUUGGGGGAUGGGUAGCAUUGUCAAACAAAAUGUUUUUAAUUGUAAUCAACUCCAGGUCUGCACUUGAAAUCCCAAGCUAUAUUUAUAUUUGUGAUUGUGAUAAAUUCAAAUCAUUCACAUAGGAAAAAAAAUGACAACACUUGUUUGUCAUUUUUUUUCCCCACGGGAAGGAUUAGAACUUUUCAAACUGGUAUUAUUUAACACCAUACAUUUUUUUCCAGUGGAUUUGCUUUUCUCAGGGUUCUGUUUCAAUUCUUCAAAUGCAAGUUGCACAUACAUCACUUUACUGUAUGCGCAGAAUGUAUGUGUACUGCAUGAGACCAAGACUUUUUUUUGGCAUUUUCUAAAGACCAUAGCUCCAUGUUGAGAAACAGCAAUCUAGUUCAAGCUUGUUAUUUUGGAAAGCUCUGGUUGCUGGAGGAAUGCUCCCAUGGAAAUCCCAAAUUUCUCUAGCUGAUGACCAGACCUAAAAGAAAAGUUUUGCUUUAUUGCUCAGUAAAAACAACAAAGAAAAAUUAAUGAGCAGAAGAUUCCAUGUUUGGGAGAAGAAGAAACAUUAGAACGUAACUUAAUGCCUUUAAAUACUCUUUGAGAAGCUAGACAAGUCUUAAACAUGUGGAUUUAUUUUCUAGUUAGUAUUUGAAGAGAUGUAGCUUUAGUUUCUUUUCAAACGUUUAGCUUUCCCAUUAGGCAAAGCAGUGGCUGCUUGACAAUCAUUUAGAGCUUCACCUCAAAGCCACAGGUGAUGGCUUUAUUGGGUGCUAACCAUUUUUGCAGGCAUUUAAAAUUACUUUAUAAGAAUUCAGCUUCAUAGGUAGAAUGCUCUGGGUAUUAGGCUGGGAGCUGGAAAGCAGUAUUUCCUUGUCUUUAGUUUUACAAAGUGGGUAGUUUUAAUCAUGUCAUAUUGAGACUCCACCUCGAGUUUUAGGGUUAAAUUAAAAAAAACCUCCCAACUAAAUUAUACUGCCUUCUGAAUGGUGGACAAACUACCCUGCGCAUUAUGAGAGAUAUCACGCUACCUAGCAGCAGUAGUUAUCAAAUCAUGUGGUUCAAUGUGUUUGCUGAACCACACAGUUAAUGAAAACACAAAGUGAGCUUGACUUCUACGUGCUUUUAUACAUGAAUCGCCUUUCUAAAAAUUGGUUGCUGUAGAUUGCCAUGCAAGUCUUAAUCUUGUUUUUUGUAUCAAGAUUUUGAAGUGCACAGGAUUGUUAUGGUGCUAUGUUAAUCUAAUAACAUAAAAGGAUACUGUGUACUUCAGAUCAUAUCGAGUUUCAUUACGUUCAUAAUUAUUCAACACUGCAAUCUUUCGUUUUUUGAUAAGUAAGUUUAUACUUACCAAAAUCCUUUUUCUUCCUAUGCAGAAGGAAAAAGUAUAACAAGGUUUUCAAAUAUUAUUCACUUGUUGGUAUAUUUGAAAUGUGCUUUUAACAUUUUUCAGUGAAAUAUGAUCAUUUUUAAUAACUCACUUUUUCUGCAGAUGAUUGAAAACAUACAAUCUGACACUUUGAAUGUGCAGGAAAUUUUGUCAUAUUAUUGCCAAAGCAUAAAAAUUUAACACUUGUUUCCAUACCUUAACUAUUACAAUAUUUCAUUAAUUGGAAAUAUCUCACUUUAAGGGAAAAAUAUUUCUUUCAACUUUGGCCAUUUCAGGCAACAUUAAUUUUUUUUUUUUUUAGGCUUGUGUGAUUGUUUGCAAAAAAAAAAACCCUAAUAAUAAUUGUUAAAGUUUAGAAAUUUAUGUCUAAUUAAUUUUAAAGUUAAUUAUUGUUGUCAUUGUUGUUAACAUCUCAAUUAAGACAUAUGGCUUCACUGACUAAUUUUAAAUCCCCUCAGUCCAGUAUUUAAUGCUCUUGCUCUAUGCAGCUGGCCUACAAUAUUCUUUAGGCGGUUCUGUAAUGUUUUUCCUAAGUGCCUUUUUCCAUAGUUACGGUAACAAUUGAGAUACCACAUUGUUGAUCAAUAUGAGUCAGCAUAGGUCCAUGGGUUUUGAUACGACUCCAUCCUCAUAGAAUGGCCUGGGUUGAAAAGAACCAUAAUGAUCAUCUAGUUUCAACCCCCUUGCUGUGUGCAGGGUUGCCAACCACUAGACCACUAGAUGUGGCUGCCCAGAGCCACAUCCAGCCUGGUCUUGAAUGCCUCCGGGAAUUCAUUCUUGAUUUGGGUCCAAAACUGAUCACAGUAAGGUAACCUAGUACACUCCUUAUUUUGGGAGUAAUCUUUAGAUGUUCUCGUUAGGAAAAGAAAUGGCAUUAUUUCUUCAUUAGUUUGGGAACUGGGGACAAGGUAAGAAUGAAAAAUGUUGCUGUCAGCUUUCAGAUGGUCUUCUUCUAACAGUCAUCUGCUCUUGAUGCCUCAGCCACAUCUUGUAUCCAAGCUUCUGUGUCUGAGGGCCCAUGCACAGACAUACAACUACAAGGGCUUGGAAAGCGUGUGCUGUUUUGUCAGGCAAGGGGGUCAGGAAUGGACCAAAUGUUAAUGCCAGACAACAGUUAGAGCCGCCACUUACCCUAAUAAAGAAGGAAAUGUUUUGAGUAGGCUUUGUUACUGCUUACUGAAUAGUUCAUAAACCAAGUAUUUAUGCACUGGCCAAAUGCACUGCACAGAGCUACAGUUACCAGCCACUAUGAGUGGCACAAAGACUUCUGAGCUUCAGAUUUCUUUCAAAUAGCAUCAGUUGGCAUUUUGUUAUCUAUGAGGAAAUACAGGGGAGGGUGUUCCUAGUGAGUAGCGUAGUGCACAGGAGUCAGGGCUGGGUUCCCAGAAUAGAAGGGGAUAAUGUUUGGGACAAUAUUCCCUUUGGGAACAAUGUUUUCUCAAAUAAUUUCUCCCUCUUUCCAGUACUGGAGUGGGCAUCAUUUGUUUUCUUCAGUACUAAAGCUUUUCCAUAAGAGCUGAUCUUUAGCUGUAUUCCUGCCUUUAGGAAAAAACAGACAAAAAUAUAUAUAAAUUCAGACAAAUUCCUUUUCUUCUACAGGGCUACUGGCAAUUUGUGAAGUUAACAAACAAGCUUUCCCCAGGCCAACGGUUUGUCUCAUGUCCAAACCAUUAACAUACCCAGACCAGGUUCUGCAAGACAGUUGUGCACGUGGUUAGUCUGGGGCUCUGAAUCAGACCAGAAUACAGCUCCAGUAAGAAAAUAAUUCAUUUGAGGGAGAGAAGCAUGUGGGGCAUGCCUCCCAGUCUACUGAUAAGGGACCAGCUUGGAGAAGGCAGCAAUGGCUACAGAAAGAGGGAACAAAAGAAGCUGGUAUUACAAGAAGGAGGUGGUGCAGUGUGCAAGGAAUAAAGAAAGUGUGGAAAGUAAUAGAUGAAAGGGCUGUGAGGUAGCAGUAGGACCCACUGGAAGAAGGAGUAGGCAGCUGGUAAAGGCAUAGCAGUAUAGAUUAAGAUGUAAAAAUCAUAAUUCACAUGGACAGUCUCCUUCCACUACUGAGCCUGAGGCUCUUCUUCCCAGCCUCAAGCCCCGAGGAAAGGUCUGGGAGGGCUGAGGCUCUGGCAGGGACCACAAGCAGGCAGCAGCUGCCAACCCACAUCUACGGACCUUGCCUAAAGUUGCAGGGAUUGGGCUUGUCCGCAGUAAGUCAGAGUCCUUGGGAAGCAACAGACCCAAAGCCCAAAGGGUCAGAACCUCCCAGCACAGCGUGUCACCAACGGGAUGGGAAGUGAUGGGAAUUCUUUUCCCUGGGAAGUUUUCCAAACCUGACGUUUUGGUGGGAUUUCUGCAAAGGCUGUUCCCUCUUGGAAAAAGAAAGAAAUCCCAAACUUGAAGUGUUGGAUCCAUUCUUGUUGCAUGUACUUACAAAGUCUAGCCAAUAGUUUUUUACAAAUACCUUUAGUUUGUUUGAUAUCUUUGUAGAAAUUUCAUCAACUGAUUCUAAUUUUAAAGCACAGCAUAUUGCAGAUACUUCCAUUUACAAAUUACUGGACUCGAGAAUAGAAUGAAAAAAAACAAAAAAAGUGUUAUUAGGUUGAAAGCUUAAAUUUGCACAGUCAUUUGCUCAAAUGUGGUAUAGCAUUUAGGUUAAAAACCCCAAGAGGUAGUUUGUACGAGUCUUUUAUGUUCUUAACUUUAUAAAGUGUGACAGCAAAUUUCAAAAAAUCAUGUUUUUAUUAAAUUUUUAGCUGCACAAAAUGACAGCUCACUUGGGAAAAUUAAUGCAAACCUUUGGUAUAUUAAGAUGUUAUUCAAUGCACUUAGUACGUCAAUAAAUAUUUUCUAUUGUUUUUCUUUUCCUCUUUCACGA